Molecule: messenger RNA, 1731 nt
Organism: Cetraspora pellucida
Lineage: Eukaryota; Fungi; Glomeromycota; Glomeromycetes; Diversisporales; Gigasporaceae
Source: the annotation of a GenBank genome assembly
AUGGCACCCUUAGCUUAUCGCUUCGUGAGAUUUUUAUUUAAAGUUUUGGCAAAUGCAUUUUAUGCAAUUGAAGUAGAAGGAAUAGAAUAUAUACCUCCGGAUGGAUGUUCGACUAUUCUCUGCCCAAAUCAUGCAAAUUCCUUGACAGAUCCUAUUUGUCUUUUGGCCGCUAUACCAAAAGACAAACGGGAUAUGAUUCGAAUGACUGCCAAAGAUACAUUUUGGCAUAAUACGGAUUUCUUUAGUAUAUUAAUCAGAAGUUUAGGCACAGUGCCUAUUAAACGAACCAAGGAUUAUAAUUAUGCUAAAGUCGAUAAUUCGGAAUCAUUUGAAAAAUUAAUAGAGAGUUUAGAACAAGGGGAUUGUGUUUGCAUGUUUCCAGAAGGGAUUAGUCGAUAUCACAGCAGGGUGGCACCCUUUAAACCUGGUGUAGCAUUGAUAGCUAGUGAGACUUUGACUCGCAAUAAAGAUAGCCCAAAUUUUUCAAUUAAUCUAUUGACAGUUUCAUUAGUAUACAUUCGUCGCGAAAAAUUUCGGUCGAAUGUUUUGGUUAAAUUCAAUCCACCGAUUGUACUUACUCCACAACAUCAAUCCCUCUUGAAAACCAUUACUUCAGAUGGUAAAAAGCGAACUAGUGAACAAGCUAUAAAUGAAUUGACAUCUGUCAUGGAGGAAACGGUUCGUUCGAAUACCCUUGAUUCACCAGACUGGCAAACUUUAAGGAUAGCACAUACUGCACGAAAGUUGUAUGCAGGCAAUCUUGGUACUAGAAUAUCUUUAGCUGAGUAUGUUCGCUUAACGAAAAAAUUUAUCGAUGCACUAGCAAAAGCUAGUGAAGAAUCUAAUGUAGGAGGUCAGUGCAACGAAAAUAAUGAGGUUAAUAAUGAAGACAAGGAAAUUAUUGUAGAGCGCGUUGAUAGCAAUGUUUUGCAUGUGGAUAAUCCAGCGUUUAAAGAAAAGAUUACACAUCAAGAUAUUGACAUUCAUACCUUAUCGAGAGAUCUGGCUGCAUAUCAAGAUCUUCUUGAUUCACAUGGAAUAAAAGAUUAUCGAUUCAGUCGUGCUAUUCCUUUGUCAAAGCCUGAGCUUAUUGGGCGUAUUUUUAUACGAGUAGUUUGGGCAUCAAUUCUUGCAACGAUCUCUUCAUUGAAUCCAAAAUCUGCUGAUACUGAGAAUUGUCCUAAUUCUCAGCUUCAAACAACAUCGGCUUCAAUUGCGACAAUAAUACCCGUUCAGAUUACAUUGAUUUUUGACUUUUUAUCCAUUAUGUAUAAAGAAUAUCAGAUUCGUAAAUUGCCCAAGGAAGAUAAUUAUGAUGAAAUAACCCAAUACAAAUUACUUAUUGCUGCAAUACUGCUUGUACCAAUUUAUAUUACGGCAGUAUUUUUGACAAUACCGUUUGCAUUUAUCACUUCGUGGCUAAUUCCUCUAUUAAUGUGGUUAACAAUUCGUUGGACAGAAGACUUAUUUCAGGCUAUGAGAUCUUGUCUCUCUCUCACAAAAUUACUUUUACUUCCUAAAGAAGAAUAUGCUCAUAUUAAAAGUAUACGUGAAAAUAUUAGAGAGAAAGUACAAAUUUUGGCGGUGAAUGAACUUGGUCUUCCGGACAAUCCUGAAGUUUUGGUGAACAAAUCAAGACCAAGAGGAAUGGGUUAUUUUUCGAUCAAAAAAAGAAGAAAGAAAGAUUACAACGAAGUUUUAAGGCUUUGGGACGUGUCAGCAUAUGAUUAA